Messenger RNA from Malassezia sympodialis ATCC 42132, 342 nucleotides. It is a transcript of the gene RPL34B, whose product is annotated as 60S ribosomal protein eL34. Gene Ontology annotation, cellular component: ribosome. Gene Ontology annotation, biological process: translation. The record is from RefSeq and is a predicted model, not a curated record. Lineage: Eukaryota; Fungi; Basidiomycota; Malasseziomycetes; Malasseziales; Malasseziaceae. Gene Ontology annotation, molecular function: structural constituent of ribosome.
AUGGCUCAGCGGCUGACUCUGCGUAAGCGCAACCCCUACAACACCCGGUCGAACCGCCGGCGUGUGAUCAAGACUCCUAGCGGCCAGCUGCGCUACCUGCACCUGAAGAAGCUGCCCACCGCCCCCAAGUGCGGUGACUGCCAUGCUGCGCUUCAGGGUGUGAAGGCGCUCCGUCCCCGUGCUUACGCCACUGUGUCGAAGCGCGAGAAGACUGUCCAGCGUGCCUACGGUGGCAGCCGCUGCGCCGCGUGCGUCCGCACUCGUGUUGUGCGUGCUUUCCUGGUGGAAGAGUCGAAGAUCGUGAAGAACGUGAUCAGGGCCCAGCAGGCUAAGCAGCAGUAA